UAUGCUAGCAAAAUGUCCUGAUGGCAUUCCACAUAAUCAAUUCCGCCAGUUGAUCGAGUAUUGGAAACACCCAACUGUUCAAGCUAUAUGCGAGAUGAAUUCUCAAAACAGGAAAAAACAAAAGUGGAGGCAUCGAAUGGGACCUAUUAAUUUUGCUAGAGUACGAGUGGCAUUGCGUGCAGCCAAAGACAACAACGAAGAACCAUCAAAGCCUGAAAUAUUUAUUGCAACUCGUACCAAGACGGGAAAGGAAAUCCAGGAUGAUACCCACAUUGCAAUAGCUGAACUUCAAAAUCGCCAAAAUUCUGGGGAAACAGCUGAUGAUGCAUUUAGGGCAGUGUUUGGAAAGGAGCAGCCUGGUCGAGUUAGGUGCUAUGGUAGAUCAAUGACAACAAGUUCUUUGAAGAAAGAUGAGGAAAUUAACAAUCUAAAACAAAAGCAUGCCGAUGAAAUCACUUCUCUAAAGGAAGAAUUGAGAGAAGAAAUGCGACAUUUAUUCACUCAAUUGCUGCAAAACAACCCUGGUCUGAAUUUUCAAGAUAUACCAGGGUGUGUUGGAUCUAACCUUGCUUCACCUAUUGAUGCAAGUAGUGCACAAGCUGUAAGAGGCACAAAUCUUCCUUUUUCUUCGGGGUCAGCUCAAGAUUCGGUUCUUCAAAAGCUUCUGAAUCCAGCUCAUUGUAAAGGAUAUUGUAGCUGGUCUUUUAAUGGUCUGUCUGCACCUUUAUGA
Molecule: messenger RNA, 730 nt
Organism: Solanum pennellii
Lineage: Eukaryota; Viridiplantae; Streptophyta; Magnoliopsida; Solanales; Solanaceae
Exons: 5
Coding region: 2-730 (242 amino acids)
Source: RefSeq, a predicted model, not a curated record